AUGGAGAAAAGAAUUCCUCAACCAGUUUGUGGUCAAGAAGCUCUUGAUCUUCUCAAUUGCGUCACGGAUUCAUCGUACGAUCAAGAGAAAUGCCUCCGAUUCUUGCAAUCUCUCAGAGAAUGUGUUCUCUCAAAGAAAGUAAAGAAGUUUGCGAUACCAAGCCAGGAACGCGACUCUGAGGGAGCAGCUUCAGCUACUACGAAGAAAGCUUCAUAA
Messenger RNA from Arabis nemorensis, 216 nucleotides. The record is from the annotation of a GenBank genome assembly. Lineage: Eukaryota; Viridiplantae; Streptophyta; Magnoliopsida; Brassicales; Brassicaceae.